AUGGAAGCGAGGUUAGGAUUGUCGGUGGCUUGCUGCGUGCCCCUGCCCCGGAACUUUGAACUCAGCGCUCAGGAUGAAGGAUUACACUACGGAUACGCCACAGGCAGGAUUUUAUAUGGUAGCCAGCUUGACUUUCUAGCAGGUGUCACGAUAUCUCUACUUGACCCCCAAGUUGCGGAGUCCGACUUCUCGAACCACAGGAGCAUUAUUGGCAAACCUCAACCGAAAGUCCAGCCAGUUCUUCAAUCCCACUCUCCGACAACGCAACACCAACCUCACAGGACCCGCAAGAUGCUUACUCCCCAGAAACCCGACCGCAUGCGGCGUAAGAACCUAACCCUCCUUCCCUUGGCCUCCUAUCUGCAACCUACUGUCGUCCCACCCACAUUCUUCGUAGAAAUUGAUGAAAAUUGCUUAUUCCUUCCCGAACGUGCAGUGAACGCAGAGUCAAACUUCGGCCGAACCCUUCCGAACAUGCAGGACAGUCUACAAUCUAUGCUUUGUGCUCAUUGCUUCACGUGGAUGUUGAUUGUUCAUGCAGCUGUGAGGAGGUUAGGCGAAACGCUUUUGGUUAUUGUUGGCUGUUCUUUCAGAGAAAUCCGCGAAAUUUAUCUCCUCUUCUUCUUUCCCAACAUUUUUUGCAUAGACACCCGUGGACAGCUAUGUAUGCACGACCGUAUUUCCGUUAAGCGCCACUCCGUUCUCAAAACGCGCUGCCUAACACGACACGGCGAAGUUGAAGUCCACUCCUUUCCAAAAGCGUCACCACCUGCAAUCUAUUCAUUCAUUACUGCAGUGGUAUUUCCACCACCCCCAAAGUUCCGAGACAUCUCAGCCAUUCCUUGGAGAUGCAUGACUGCUUCUUUUCCCUAUAGCAUAAAUCCUCCAGCAUAUUUCCUAUGUUUCCUUUCCCUCGGGGCCCUGCGCCACCUUUGCAGUGCCGCAAAUCAGGCGUACCUCUUUAUCGGAAUCUUAAUGGGCCGUCAUAUCAACGCCAUCGAGUCACAGUGGACGAAAUCUGAAACCAUCAAGCCGACUGAGUUACAGCUCAUCAUGCAUACUUUCGCUUCGUUCGCUAACCCAGAUUCUCAGAAGUAUCGCUAACGGCCCCGCGACACAAUUCCGCUAGAAUCGAUCUCCACCUAUAGAUCUAUGUUGCUGUGGGCAUUCUAGACCGGACUUCUGGGGAGUGGCGGAGAUUUGUUGACGGACAACACGGAACUAGAGGACCAAAACUAGACCCUAAGGUGAGGAGAAUGUGCUGAGGGGGCGAGAAAAAGUGGAGUGAAGUAGAGUUAGACCUAAGUUUAUCGGGCUAGUUAGCAUGAGGGAGGUCAUGGACUUGUACGCAUUACGGGAAUAGGAGGAGAGCACCGUUUUAGAGAUUGAUU
Messenger RNA from Lindgomyces ingoldianus, 1391 nucleotides. RefSeq lists its product as uncharacterized. Lineage: Eukaryota; Fungi; Ascomycota; Dothideomycetes; Pleosporales; Lindgomycetaceae. The transcript has 10 exons. Bases 1 to 1104 code for a protein of 367 amino acids. The record is from RefSeq and is a predicted model, not a curated record.